AUGGAUAUUCAAGAGAAACGUGUAGAGACAAAGGAAAAGAGUGAAGAAAAGAACGUCGAACAAGCGAAUAAUCCGUCGAACGAUCCUCCGGGAGGUGGCCGUUACAACUUUCGCAGACGCGUUGCAACAAUCAAGGCUCAGAAAUCGGAAGACGUUGUCUCGACCUCGCAAAUCAAUUUGACUCAAAAGAGAAAGGAUUUUUCCGGUCUGCCUCGCCAUCUACAAGAACUGGUGCUCUUGAAGACUAACGUCAACACGCGAUUGCAGCUCCUUCAAACCAACAAACAGCUGCUGAAAUGGACACGUCAAGAAGGAUUAUUCCCUCGCGAUUUGGAGAAGCUUUCGCUCCACUACGGUACAAUGUUGCUGACGACGCGCGACCUGCAAUUGUACGAGUUGAAAGGAAAACGCAGACGGUUAAUCAAGUCGACGCGGAUUGCUCGCUUACUGGAGGUACAAUUCGAGCAAGGUAACUUCGAGAUGCGCACUGCGUUGCCACACCUGGCCAUGGUGUUUGAUGCAAAGGUCUACGUGGCGUCAUUUGAAAAGUUUCGCGCAACUUUUCUGGACACGUCUUUCAAGAUCCGCCGAGCGUUGCUUUUUGAAUUUUCUUAUCUUGAUGAACAACUGGUGAACACUACUGCUCAAGAUGUCGAAAGUAUGCUCCAGUUUAUUGACCAACACAAUGACGGUGUCAAGUUCAUCGACUUCGACCUUUUCCCGCUGAAAAAAGUGUUUGAUUGGUUGAAGACGCAGCGCUUUCAUUUCGCAAGUUUUGCGAUGCCCGAUUGGGGGUUUCCUGCGUUCGAAGAGGCACUCAACUUGGUGCUUAAGGAUGGAGUGCCAGGUGUAGGCGAUAAUACAAUUCUUGCUUUACGCCUUUUCGAUGAUUCAACUGGUGCAGUAAAUGUCAUGAGAAUCAUCACCAACAAAAAGCCAAUCAUCGUCUCUCAAACGACCGCGAUUUAUCAACAAUUCCGUAGUGCGCUUCGCGAUGCGCCUGAAUCAAUGCAGCCCUGGGCUAUGAACCCCGAGACGCUCGGUUUCAAGCAAGAGUUCGACAAGGAAAAGAAUCUCGUCUAUCUCAUAAAUCAAGAAGAUGACGAACUUUGUUUGCUGAUCAAAUUUGAGCCAAUUCUAGCUCCAAUUGUUCCUUUUGUUGUU
This is a messenger RNA of Mesorhabditis belari, 1164 nucleotides long. NCBI's taxonomy places the organism in Eukaryota, Metazoa, Nematoda, Chromadorea, Rhabditida, Rhabditidae. The record is from the annotation of a GenBank genome assembly.